GCCUGCCCCACUGAUACAGGAGAGCAGCCAGCAAGGAGGAGGGGACAUCUCACUGGACAGUGUCAGAGGAAGAACAAUGAAGAGAACAAACCUGGAGGCUUGAGUAGUUCUGCAGCAACACUAGGGUUAUCAAACUGUUCAGAAGGCACGGAUUUGUCCUCUAUUGACACUAUGAUGGCAGCCGUCAUGAACUUGGGGAAGACAGCCGAAAAUGGUGUGGUGUCUCCUAAUGUAAAAUCUCCAUCAAAAUCCCUGACUCCUAAUCGGAUUGGCCGUAGAAACCAGGAAACAAAAGAUGAGAAGUCUUCCUAUACAUGUCCUCUAUGUGAAAAGAUUUGCACUACCCAACAUCAGCUGACAAUGCAUAUUCGUCAGCACAAUACUGACACUGGAGGGACAGACCAUUCCUGCAGCAUCUGUGGAAAGUCUUUGAGCUCAGCGAGCUCCCUUGAUCGCCACAUGCUGGUGCAUUCAGGUGAAAGGCCUUAUAAAUGUUCAGUAUGUGAUCAGUCCUUCACUACCAAUGGAAAUAUGCACAGACACAUGAAAAUCCACGAGAAGGAUCCAAAUGGCACCAUGAGCACGCCUCCCUCCCCACUGAAACGCAGACGGUCGUCCACCAAACGAAAACUCGGUCAAGAGCCUGAGACAGACAGGGAGGACCAGAGUCCCGCAAAAAAGGUUGUGGAAGAGCCACAAAGUGGCGAAGCUGAAAAGAAAGCUGAGGAAGAAGCGUAUCGUUGUCCAGUGUGUUUCAAGGAAUUUUCUUGCAAGUAUGGGCUCGAAACCCACAUGGAGGCACAUCCGGAUACUUCUCUGAGGUGUGACAUCUGUUGUAUUACCUUUCGUACCCACCGGGGUUUGUUGCGGCAUAAUGCAGUCAUUCAUAAACAACUUCCAAGAGACCCAUCGGGAAAGCCUUUUAUUCAGAACAACCCCUCGAUUCCUGCGGGGUUCCAUGAUUUGGGAUUCACAGACUUCUCUUGCAGGAAAUUUCCUCGCAUCUCUCAGGUCUGGUGUGAAACAAACCUGCGGAGAUGUACCAGUGAAUUCCAUCGGUAUAUCUGUGAGACGUGCAACAAGGCAUUUCCCAUGCUGUCUGCACUCAAGCUGCACAUGGAAACCCAUACAACAAGUCAGGGCAAAGAAAAGCACAAAGUACAGUCAGAGGAUGAAGAUCUGAAAACUUACAUGGCAUCCUUGGGACUGCAGCACACCAAAGACGUCAAACCCAUCAAGCAGGAGGAACUGGUGCCAGACGAGGUCCAAGAAACGCAGCUAAGAACACUGAAAUGUAACCUACCUCAGGAACCCGGCAGUGCUAACUAUUUGAACAUGUCCCCUCUAGAAGCUGCUUCUGUAGGAGGGCCUUUUUCAGUCCUUCCCUCUGCAAAAGAGAACAUGAAGCUCCUGUCACUACAGCCUUUCCAGAAAAGUUUCAUAAUCCAGCCGGACAAUAGCAUCAUUGUCAAACCCACCUCCGAGCUAGCAGACAUUCAGCAGAUCUUAAAGAUGGCUUCCUCCGCAACCCCCCAGAUCAGCCUCCCACCACUUUCUAAGCCCCCUCUUGUUGGUGCGCAGUCUCUCUUCAAGCAUAUGCCACCACUAAAGCCAAAGCCGCUGGUGGCUCCGCGGACAGUUGUAGCAACUUCCACACCACCUCCGCUGGUCAAUGCCCAGCAGGCCUCUCCUGGAUGCAUCAGCCCAAGCCUUCCUCCAGUGCCCCCCAAGCUGGUCAAAACCUCUGAAGAAUCAGCUUCGAACUCUCACAGCAAAUCCGGAACCAAGCCGAGCUCCCCUCCCCAGGCCAUGGCAGAGCCUCUGUGUCAGCACGAAAUGAAAACUCAGCUGGAACAAGACAGCAUCAUAGAGGCCCUUCUGCCUUUGACUAUGGAGGCAAAAAUCAAGCAGGAGGUAACUGAGCGAGACCUCAAAGCAAUUAUCUCGGGGGCAGCAAACAAGAAGGCACCAGCCAUGAGGAAGGUCUUGUAUCCCUGCCGGUUUUGUGACCAGGUGUUUGCUUUCUCGGGUGUUUUGAGAGCUCACAUUCGCUCCCACCUUGGCAUCUCCCCUUACCAGUGUAACAUCUGCGAUUACAUUGCAGCUGACAAGGCAGCGUUAAUACGGCACUUGAGGACGCACAGUGGGGAGAGGCCGUACAUCUGCAAAAUCUGCCACUACCCUUUCACGGUGAAAGCAAACUGUGAAAGACACCUGCGCAAGAAGCACCUCAAGAUUACUAGGAAAGAAAUAGAGAAGAGCAUAGAGUAUGUCACCAGCAACGCGGCAGAGAUGGUGGAUGCCUUCUGUUCCCCAGACACAGUUUGCAAGUUCUGUGGGGAGGACCUGAAGCAUUACCGGGCACUCCGCAUUCACAUGAGGACACACAGUGGCUGCCAGAAGAAGAAGCCGUUUGAGUGCAAGGAGUGUGGAACCGCCUUUUCGGCCAAGCGGAAUUGCGUCCAUCACAUCCUCAAGCAGCACUUGCACAUCCAAGAGAAGGAGAUAGAGAGCUAUGUGCUGGCAGUGGACUGCACCCCUUCAGAGAGCCAGCCAGGCCCUCUGCUACUGGAAGACAGCACUUACAUGGACUGCAAGACCAUCGCACCUUUUCGAGAACCUCAGAACGGCUUCUUAAUUGGCACCCCUUCUCAUCCGUCGAUCAAACUUGAAAAGGCAAAGAACUUCCCUAUGGAUUUCGAUGAGCCGUUAGAUUUCUCACAAAAGAACAAAAACCUGAACUCCGUGCUGGUGAAACAGGAAAACUCAUUUGAUUCUUCUCUCUAUGACUGUCCUAUGGAGCCCAUAGACUUGUCUAUUCCCAAAGCUCCAAAGAAGGGCAGAGAUGAUGACGCUGUGAGCGAGGAGAAGAAGCAGGAGCAGCUCAGUGGGAAUGAUGAGAAGCACCAUAACCUUCAACAAUCUCCUCCCCCAGUGAAUGGCAACUUGGAAAACCAGGCUGUCAGACAUUCCCACCCACCGAAGGGUCCAUUGCAUUUGACUGUCCCAAUAAUUUCUCCAGCUCUUCUGGGGAACGCUGCUUUGCUGCGCCCCUUGAGGCCUAAGCCUCCACCUCUCUUGCCAAAGCCGCCCAUUACUAAAGAGCUGCCACCCCUUGCUUCCAUUGCACAGAUUAUUUCGUCUGUGUCUUCUGCUCCUGCCUUGCUGAAAACAGAGGUCACGGACUCUGUUCCCAAGGCAGCCAGCAGCUCUGCCGGGUCUGAAAAAUCUGCGGGAUCCAAACCAAAAGCAACCAGUGUGACUGCAAUUGAGACAGAUACCAGCAUUCCCGGUGACUUGACACAAGUGGUGGGCAGUCCAGAUAGGCUGCAAAAGCCUGCCCCUUCUGGAUCCAUGAAGAAAAGAGGCAGGAAGAAAGGCACGAAGAACAAGCCCAAACUGAGCAGCGGCAUGGAUCUGGAAUCAAGCGGUGAGUUUGCGAGCAUAGAGAAGAUGCUGGCGACCACGGACACAAAUAAGUUCAGCACGUUUCUGCAAUCAGCUCCAGGCUUCAAACAGGCAGUUGACCAAAAUGGAACCAGUGAAGAAGAGAGAGAAACAGUUGAGGACAAGGUAUUAAGAGGGAAGAAGAACGCUUACUCAAACUGCAUCCAGAAAGUCAGCUGUCCUCACUGCCCUAGAGUCUUUCCGUGGGCAAGUUCCCUACAGCGGCACAUGCUGACUCACACAGGUCAGAAGCCCUUCCCCUGUCAAAAAUGUGAUGCCUUCUUUUCCACCAAAUCUAACUGUGAACGCCACCUCUUACGCAAACAUGGAAUUGCCAGCUACUGUCUAAGAAGAAACGGGCUUAUCCCCCAGUCUAAAGAAAGUGAUGCUGGAGCUCAUGAUAGCACAGACAGUCAGUCAGACCUGGAGAACGCAGGUGCCGGAAGCGAAGCACUAGACUUGACCUCUGGCGAGCGAGACCACCCAGAGGAGGCCACUGAGCUUCUAGAAUCUGAGUGCAGCCCCAAAGAGGAGGAGAAGGUUGACUCAUCCCAAGGAGAGGAAGAUGCACAAGUGAAAAUAAGCGAGGAUGAAGAGGGACUGGAAGAAGACUCUGCCAGCAACAGAAGCCUGGACCUCAAUUUUGCUAGCAAGCUGAUGGACUUCAAGUUGGCCGAAAGUGACCAGAGCACAGGAAGCGGCAUUCAGACUGAAAAUAAAUAUGCCUGCAACGUUUGUGGGAAAUCCUUCAGAUUUGCUGGCACGCUCAGCCGGCACAGAAAGGCCCAUGCGCAGGAAGACAGGAAAGAUGAAAAGAGCAGUGAGGAUGAAAGCAAAAGUGUUCAGGACGGACCUCAAGCACAUGCUGCAGAGGACCUCUUUCCUGAACAGGAAGAGCCCUCAAGUGACAUAAAGGUAGCCGAAUCUCCCACAGACGGCGAGGCCACAGGAAAAGAGAAUGAAGAGAGCGAGAGCAUCUCUGAGGGAGAGAGCACAGGGAGGAAAUCUUCUGAAAAGAGCGAUGAUGACAGGAAGCCGAAAGCUGGUGGUAUGGCAAAGAAUGAGUCCAAGGCUGACAAAAGGAAGAAGGUCUGUACAGUUUGCAACAAACGAUUUUGGUCUCUGCAAGACUUGACGAGGCACAUGAGGUCCCACACAGGGGAGCGACCUUACAAAUGUCAAACCUGUGAACGGACCUUUACACUGAAGCACAGUUUGGUUCGCCAUCAGCGUAUACAUCAGAAGGCAAAGAGUACUCGGCAUCAUGGGAAGGAAAGUGACCGAGAGGAUGCCCGUUCCAGGGGUGACGAGGACAGCGAAAAUGAGUCUCUCCAUAGCAGCACCAACCCCAUCUCUGAAAAUGAGUGUGACUCACUUGUGGGGCCUGGUAGCUGUUCUCCCCUCACUAGAAGCCGGAAAGAGAGCCUUGCUAGUGCUGCAAAGGAUUUAAUUUGCAAGGAUGAAAGGCCUAAUGUGAGAACAACUGGCUCUGGUCUUGCAGAGUCUAGUAAGAAUGCACAGAAGCAAGCGGCAAAAGAUCAAGAGUCUCGAGGGAACGGUGACCACGAGAGCUCAUCGGGAUACAUACAGGAUUUGUUGGAGAUGCACAACAAAAAAUCUUCCAUGAGUCACAUUCUUGCCUCUGCAGAGAGCACUCCUCAGCUCUUGGGAGUUGAGUGACAAUUAUGGCAUGCGCCACACCCCAGCAAACUGACCUGGCACACAGAAUAAAAUGGAUGGAACAAGGUUUUUUUUAAGCCCUCAAUGCUGAGUCAACCUCCUGUUGUGAUGCAGAAUGGGGAGGAGGGAGCAUGGCAGACUGGAUUCAGUGCCAUAAACCUUUCAGUAUAAAUAAUGCAAAAGACUACAGUUAUAUACUGAUGAGUGCCUUACUACUUUAUUAGGUCUUUUGGUAUCAUAGAUUUUUUUUAAAAACGAAAAAGAUGAUUUUUAAAAAAAAGAUUUUAAUGAAACUAUUUGGAGAGGACCUUUUUCAUUUAAGCAUUAAUGUUACCUUUUUGUAUUGAGGUGUGUGAGCUUGUUCUUGUAUAUCUGUGAUAGCCGCUGUGUGUGUUCUCUCUGAGCUGGAAACAAGGAGUCAGUGGGGCAAGGAAGCCCCUGGAAACUGCAGCCAAUAACUGGAAUAAACUUUUAAGAAAUCCCCAAUAGAGGAACUAGGGAUAAAGGUGUUGAUUUGUUUCAGUUUUUUUUUCCUAUGGUAGGGUUUUUUUUAAAAUAUUUGCUGGAGGGGCAGUUAAUCCGGUUCUGUGUAUUAAUAUGUUGAUUAAGGUUUUCAAAGUUGGUCCAAGCCAGAAACAGGAAAAACAAAUUUAAACCACAUACUUGCUUUCCACCCCCCUCCCCUUGUAUUAGCAAUGAUAAUGUUCUAGCUACUGUCAUUUUGUAAACGGCUCUUUCUGACUAUUGUGGACUUUGAGCAUACAGAAGGAGUUGCAUAGUGACUUUAAAAAACCUAUGGAAAUUAUGCACCGUUAUAUAUGUUUGAUUUGUGCUUCAAUAUAUUAUUAUUAUUAUUUUUAAUAUUUUAUAAAUGUUGUCAGUUUGCUAAUCUCUGCGUUCAGCAGAAACCAAUGGGCAAUAUUUGCCUACGGAGAUCUACGACGCAGCCUGGAUUGCCUGCUUAAAUGUUUCUGACCUAAUCUCUCACUGACUCCCUCCCCUCCCUCAUGGGUUUGCAGCUCUUCUACUGUAUUUAUAUGGAACCGUCUUCCUCUGACUAGAGAAUCAAACAGAGGCCAAUUAAGCAGUGAUCAGGAGUGCGCUAGGGGUAGUUUCAGUGGUCGCAGUUCAAUGUAAAUGAAUAGAAAGGGAGACGGAUUUCUUGUCGUCUGGGAGAAGUCUGAGGGGAAGAAGACUCUCCAAAUGCACGUGGAAGGCACUGCAAAUACUAUGAAGUUGACACUUGUUUGAAAUAGCAAUAGUUGCAUUUUUUUACAUUGAUGAGCAAGAAGAUUCAGUCUUCCAGCUGAAAGAUGGAAAAUAAAAAUAAAUUUGAAAGCCUUAAAUGAUCUUGCUACCAUAAUGUGCUUUAAAGCAAGGAAAAAAAUACUACUGGCAAUAAAACUACAGAUAACUAUUAGACAUGUCAGGUUGACAGAAUAAACUUCCUUCCCAAGAUUUCUAGGGUUGAUGCUUAGAUUCUGGUGGUCCCCCCGCCCCCUAAAUUUUCAAUUACGUUGAGAUUGGAAUGCAUAUCUUGUUGCUGGCAACAGGAGAUGUUGUAAAAUGCCAAUAUUAGAAUGAUGAUCUGUAGGUCAGAUAAGCUGGUGUGCUGGGGGUGUACAGUUUGUUCCACCCUGAUGCGAAGUCCAUUAAUUUUGAAAAACAAACAUGGGUUUUUGUGGAACCUCAGUGUUUAAGAUGGCUGCAUUGUUAAAUUCCUGUAUCACGACUUAAGAUUCAAGUGCAAAAUCAGAUAAAGAUAGAAGAGGCAUUAAUUUUGAUGGUCUUGCAAAGGCAAGGAACUAAUUGGGAGUCUUGUGGACACCUUUUAUGAGCCCUCUCAUGUCUUUUGCCAGUUGGUAUGAUUCUGUGCUCUCCCUUUGUAAGAUGCAGAUAUAGGGAAAUGACAUUAGAAUGCUGGCUGUGAUACGUUCACAGUGACUUCCUGUCCUCUUCUGUGAGAACAGAGACUUCUUUGUUGGUGCAGUGGUUUUGUGAUCAUAGCCACCGUCUCCUGUAGGGUGUAAGCCAGUUUACAUCCCAGCAUUCUGGUUCAGAAAGACUUGUGGAUUGGGUAUAGGCCUCCUUCUGAAGUAGCUCUAAUUUUUAGAGUGCUCAAUAUAUAUAUAUCUUGUCCUUCAGUUUUGAGGGCCAAAAAAAAAAAAAUGUCUGGAGCCCCACUACGCUAUUCCUCCAAUUAGGCCCCUGUUUUUUGUCCUCCCCUGACCUCAAAGUCUAUACCUCAAGUGAUCCUCCGGACCAAGCACCAUUUAAAUGAAUGGAACUUGUAUGGGGAAACUACCAUGCACCAUAUAUUCUCCUUCACAAUUGGACAGUAAGUCUUUCUGUCUUAUAUCCACUACUUCCUGGAGGCCCAAAUCAGACAGCAGAGGUGAAAGGUGCACCAUCCUAGACUGAUAAAAUACUUCAUAUAAAAUUAAAAAGAGAGGGGAGAAAUGUGAAUUUUAUUAGAAGAUGCAAAACCCAGGUUUGAAACUGUUCCUGCAGAAUAGUAAAAAUGAUUCCUUAAAAAAAAAAAAACCCUUCUGCUAAGUGACUCUAAUCAAAGGAAGUUCACGUAUCCCGUAAUUUGUAUUGCUAUUAUAUAAUAAUAAUAUUAUUUUGGGGGGGGGGGUGAGAGGUAUUUUUGUUCUUGGGAUUUUUUUUUUCAACUCUCCACACUAAAUGGCAUAAUACUGUGGGGGAGAAGCCAUUAACUAAAUAAGGAUUGGCAAACUUGACCCCCACCCCUUCCCCAGAUGGUAAGGGGCACUCAAUGUCCCAUUGUGACCUGCUAGGUGCUUAAUUAUCUCCGAAGCAGGCCUCGGCCUCUGGCAAGAGUGCCAUAUAUGGUCGGGGUGGGGGGGGGUGCGUGCAGGUUUGACAGGCCUGAACUAAACUUUAUGCUGCAGGAAUAAUGUAGCAAAUAAAUUUCCCAGCACCCUGCCGGGACAUCUGCUAGCAAUAAUCACUAUUGAUCUAAAGCUUUAUUUAGCCUUUAUCUAUAUCCUAGUAGAUUAUAAAAUCUUGCCACAUUUUAUUGAUGUUUUUAUUAGUUGCAUUUGAUGGAGGAAGAAAACCCCUUGUUUGUGCCCCUCACCCCACCCACUUUUGCCGCCCAGGCCCUCCUCACAUUCACAACUCCCUAUAUUAAACUGUGAAAUGUAUAAUGUGUUUAAACUAUGGGUGAAUCUUAGGCUUAGUCUUGCAUGUGCAGAUCAUUUGUUUCUCUCUCCGCUUUUUUUUUUUAAAUUUCAUUCCCCCCCUCUUCUCUCAGGGCUUUAAAAAGACAAGCAUUUCUCUCCCCCCCCCCCCAAAUUAUCUUCUUGGAUUUGCAAUCACUACAUUAAGCACUUGACUGUGAAAGCUUUGAAAGGAAAGCAAACCAGGUUACAAGCAGAGCUAAGGACUGCAGCUAUGUUGAAAUAGUUGUUCCAGUGAGAGCUCUGUUGAUGGUUCAGUGGCCGCUUCUGAACGAGUCUCCCCCUUUCCGUUUAUCCCGAUCCUCAAUUCUUCCAUUACCCAGCAUUGUGCACUGGAAUACCCCCUUGUCCAGUGAUGAGCCUGUGUGUGUGUUGCUAUCCCCUUUAUUGGUUGUGCUAUGGAACUGUGGUGUAGGGGGGAAGUGGGAGUGAGGGUGGAGCAGGCACUGCAUUCAAUCCUCUAGCCUUUCAGAGCAGUUACGGAAGGGAAAAGAGCUGGAAGGGACAUAAAAUGAACCCUUACCUCCUUGCUGUCAUAAAUCCUUGCCUACGUUUCUUUCAGUCCCCGCCCAGCGGCAUACUGCUUUUGAGGAGGUAAAGUAUCCCUUGUAAGCUCCCUUCUGUAACCUAUCUAUGCUGAUAGUACUAUUGUUACCAAGAAUUGGGAGGGUGUGUGUGUCUCUUCCUCUCCUUUUCUCCACUCAAGAAGGAACUUUAAUCCUAAAAUCUUCAGUCCCAUGCAAGGAAAACAACGAUUAGUAUGUAGAAUUUAUAUGUAUAAAUAUUUUUUUUCUAAAGGGAACUUUAUAAAACUGCUGCUACAAGUUGUGUACAAGACUGGUUUAUGCCACAUGAACAGAGAAUCACACAUUUUUGUUUGGGUACUUCAAUUCCUCCUCUUAUUCAGUUGUAUGUUACUUCCAAAUUCAAAAUGAUGAAAAUAAUGCUGUUCUGUAUCAAACAAUCUACGCAAUAAAAAUGUUAUAUUUAAAAAACAA
Messenger RNA from Eublepharis macularius, 9331 nucleotides. RefSeq names its product ras responsive element binding protein 1 (gene RREB1). Gene Ontology annotation, molecular function: DNA-binding transcription activator activity, RNA polymerase II-specific; RNA polymerase II cis-regulatory region sequence-specific DNA binding. Gene Ontology annotation, biological process: regulation of transcription by RNA polymerase II. The record is from RefSeq and is a predicted model, not a curated record. The transcript is spliced from 11 exons. Lineage: Eukaryota; Metazoa; Chordata; Lepidosauria; Squamata; Eublepharidae. Gene Ontology annotation, cellular component: nucleus. Bases 172 to 5127 code for a protein of 1651 amino acids.